Ectocarpus sp. CCAP 1310/34 is the source of this 1960-nucleotide messenger RNA. The record is from the annotation of a GenBank genome assembly. Lineage: Eukaryota; Phaeophyceae; Ectocarpales; Ectocarpaceae.
CCCAACACUACUCUCCUGCCUGACCGUGAACAAGUGAGCGCAGAGGUGUCGAAGAUCGAACAGAAACUCCUGGUUUAGUGUACGUGACUGCUGUGCAACGGAGAACUGACGCGAACAGGAGCUGCCUCGCUGUUGCUUUUGGAAAUUUAGAAGAGGGCUAUCUGCCGCUGCUGCCGUGCCAAUUGCUGGAGGGAGCUAAGCUCUUGCGUGGGAACCGCUUAGCGUCAUCAUGUCGGGCUUUGGAGGGGGAGGACACGGGGGGGGGGGUAGGGUCAAGAAGGUUAUGACCCAGCCGAUCUCUCUUAUCUUCAGGUUUCUACAGAACCGAACGAGGGUGCAAAUCUGGCUUUACGAGAACACCAAGAUGCGGAUAGAGGGACAAAUCCUCGGCUUCGACGAGUACAUGAAUCUAGUGUUGGACGAGGCGGAAGAGGUGGACAUGAAGAACGACGAGCGCAAGCAGCUGGGGCGCAUUAUGCUCAAGGGCGACACCAUCACCCUCAUGCAGAGCGUCGAGGUCUAGCACUACAUGCGAGCGCUGGGUUUUCGGGGGGUGGGGGCGUUAACCAUAAUGGCAGCGUCUGGGGCAGGGGGUGGUCCAGGGCGUUCAUCACAGGGCCGGGUGUACACGUAGAGACAGGGGAAGGGUGCUCGGCAAUAGACAGACAGGUGCACAAUGCCACGGUUGGAAGGCUCCCUUCCCGUGCUCUCUUCUGCUGGUGACGCCGCCAAGAUGGCACCCGACCGUGAUAUCUAUCCGUGUAUGGUCUCUUGUGCGCUACCUGGUGUGCUUGCUGAGUGUUGGCUGCAACGAGGCCCGACUGGCAUGCUUGUAGGUUACAUUGCUGAGCGAUUUGUUUUUUCUGGCGCAUGCCGGAGAGGAAUCCCAAUGUGUGACCACGGACUGGAGGUCCCUCCUUCCCGGCAGAAAUGCUGUGAACUGUGACCGCUGAUUUGAAGUAUGGAAAAGAAGGGCCUAAUGUGGCUGUAGAGAUUUCAAUCGCACCAUGAAAGUGGUGCAUGUCUGGCCACCGAGCUGCUUUGCUAUUGGUCGUGAUCCCGCGUUGCAAGACGACAGGUCGGGUUAGUGUGAGACAUUCAGUGGCAUUGUUGACGAUCUAGUCGCGGGUAGUCGAGGGGGCCGAGUACCCACGGCUCAUUUCGUGAUUGGCAUGCACCACCCUUGCAGCGUACGACACAGCCAGCCAAUAGCACGUCACCAGGAAGGUGGGAUAGGCGUCGAGUCGCGGCUCUGGGGUGAAAGAGUGUACUUGACGCGUUUCCUUGAGGCUGACUGAUGCAAAUGUUGGGUGGUGCACGGCAGCGCACCGUCUUUGGUGGUCCUUCCGAUUCAACGACACAGCAGCGUAUGCACCUCGAACGUGUCAUGGCCUUUAACCGCUGUCCAAUUGCAACAUCGACGUUAAGCAGUGUUGCGUGAUUGGAGAGAUGCCGGUAGAGGCUAGGGUAUCGUCGCUUGGCAUGUACCAUACUCGAGAAAACACCCAGGAUGAACAUGCUGAUAAAUGCGACAUGACUUCGGGUCCGGACAGAACCGAGCGUGAUAGCAAUUAGAGCCGUAUGCAGCAUGAAUCCCAUCGUGCAUACGCUUGCUCCAACCUUUCGACCAGAUAAGGCUUUUAAAAAAAAUAUUUUCCCCUUUCGUCUCGCCUCUACACAAACAGCAUGCAAGCCUCUUUCAUCCCAGGUAUUCCCCCCGUGGCUGCUGGUACUGCCAGCAACGUGAUUUUCGCGCUCACGGAAAAGAACCUUUUGUUCUUUACAGGUAUUAUCUAGCGUUGGUCUGCACCAUGCUGUGUAGCAAGGUGCCAUAGAGCGGACGCUCUUGACACGUUAGCUCUACCAACUUUCUUUGGGUAAUUCGUUCCAUGACAUCUAUGGCUGAGUCUCUAUUCUGUGGCAUCGAAUACCUACUUCCCUCCCUUCGAAAACGCCCCCC